Molecule: messenger RNA, 1763 nt
Organism: Tachysurus fulvidraco (yellow catfish)
Lineage: Eukaryota; Metazoa; Chordata; Actinopteri; Siluriformes; Bagridae
Gene: rnf25
Product: ring finger protein 25
Exons: 10
Coding region: 30-1538 (502 amino acids)
Biological process (GO): protein ubiquitination
Cellular component (GO): nucleus
Molecular function (GO): ubiquitin protein ligase activity; protein binding
Source: RefSeq, a predicted model, not a curated record
CGGUAGCGACUUUUUAUUCUGGCUUGUUCAUGCAGCUGUGUGACGUCAUCAGUCCGCUGCGAAACAUGGCGGCCGAGAGCGAUGUCCAGUGUGAGAUUGAGGUUCUACAGUCCAUCUAUCUGGAUGAACUGACAGUCACACGGAAUAAUGAAGGAGGAUGGAGAGUCAGUGUGAUGCUCCACCCCUCCACAGGAGAAGAUUGCCUGGCACAGUUUGUCUGUCUCACACUGACACUGGAUCUGGACACAGAGUAUCCAGCGUCGACUCCCUACAUCUCCAUCCACCAUCCUCGAGGUCUCUCAGAUAACAAGCUGCACAGUUUACAGCAGAGUCUAAGCUUGGAGGCUGAGGAGUGUGUGGGAACACCCGUGAUCUAUCAGCUGAUUGAGAAAGCUAAAGAGAUUCUGACAGAGAGCAACAUUCCUCACGGCAGCUGUGCGAUCUGUCUGUAUGACUUUAGGGAGGGCGAGGUGUUCACCAAGACGAGCUGUUAUCAUUAUUUCCACUCUCACUGUCUGGGCCGCUACGUCACACACUCUGAGGGGGAGCUGCAGGAACGAGUGAGGGAGCUGGAGGAGGACAAGACCAGAGACAGAGGACAGGACAAGGAGCUGUGUGUGGUGUGUCCUGUGUGCAGAGAGCCGCUGAUGUACGACAUGAACGCUCUGCUUUCAUCUCCACCACCGAGCUUUCCUCAGCAGGAGGAUGAAACAGUCACUGCUGAAUUUAAAAGACGAUGGGUGAAGCUACAGAAGGUUCUGGCUCGUCAGAGAGAGAGAGGAGGAGUCAUCGACCCUGAGGCCGAGUCGAAUCGCUUCCUCAUUCACAUUAAUGAUGCCCCCGCUGACUCCUCAGACCCCACCUGUGCCAAUGCUCCAGAUCCUUCGGAUCCUGCCCAACCGCUCACCCCUCCUCCCCCUCCUGAGUGCCCUCUUCAGAACACUCAUCCUCCCCGAUUGGACAACAUGUCAACCCCGCCCCAUCGCCACACUUUUCACGGCAGGAGACAGCAGGUGGGGUUUAGAGGAGGCAGAAGAGACCGGGGGAAAAGAGAAGGAGGAAGAGGAGGACCUGCGGCUCAUGUGAUUCCUCCACCUGUGUUGGAGAGCCUGGGUAAGCUCAGUGUUUCUGCGGCCAAAAGCAGUAGGAACAAUGGAGAACCAGAGGACCCCAGCAAAUACAGAGAUGGACAUUUAGCUGAAGUAAAAGAUCAGCUGGGACAGGCUUUAUUAGACGAGAGUGGCAAAACAAGCCGCCAGGAGACAAAACCCGAACCCCUCGUUCUGCCACACGACACUCAAACCGGAGCGAGGAAACAAGGAGCAAGGCAGGAACGAGAAAAGGGAAGGAGAUAUGGACCACGUGGGCCAACGUAUGGCCACUGGCAUGAGAGAAACGCUCAAUGGGAUAACGGUGGGAACAUCCAACAUCACCACCUCAGAGGUGCUACAGGACACCAGACAGGUCAUUACAGAGGAAACGGGAAAAACUGGCAUCAGAGAACCGAGAGCGAGUUGAGGAAGGAAGGAGUUCUCUGACAGUGGGAGGAGGGAGGAGCGCACACCCACCCACCCAGCAGCUUCCCUCCCAGCUCUCUCACCUGUACCUGCAUCAUCAGUGGCGUAAAGUCCUACACCUGCACUGUGUGUGUGUAAUUCUGCUGUGUGCAGCACACACAUGCACUAAAAUGCUAAUGACUUAUUCUCACUGUUUUGGAUGUGUAAAGUAUAACAAUAAAGAAAAAUGUUUGGCUUAAAAAAUAA